Hemicordylus capensis (graceful crag lizard) is the source of this 3861-nucleotide messenger RNA. RefSeq names its product carboxypeptidase X, M14 family member 1 (gene CPXM1). The coding region runs from base 144 to 2435 and encodes 763 amino acids. The transcript has 14 exons. The record is from RefSeq and is a predicted model, not a curated record. Gene Ontology annotation, biological process: proteolysis. Gene Ontology annotation, molecular function: metallocarboxypeptidase activity; zinc ion binding. NCBI's taxonomy places the organism in Eukaryota, Metazoa, Chordata, Lepidosauria, Squamata, Cordylidae.
GCAGGCCGGCAAGGCCUCCUCGUCGUGCGAGAGGGGAGGGCUCCGAGGAGGUCUUCCCCAGGGCCGCCCUCCUCCCUCUCAGCAUCCCUCCGCCGCGAGCGCCGAGGCUGGCUCUGCUGCUCCGCGCGUCCCAGCAGCACAAGAUGCGGGCUCGCUGCGCCCUGGCUCCCCUCCUCCUCCUGCUGCUGCAGCUGCUGCUGCUCUCCCUGGCCGCCUGGGGGGGCCCAGGGGCAGCCCGCACGGUGACCCCGCGCCCGGCGUCGCCGGAGAAGCCUGGCGCCAGCGCCACUGCCAGCCCGCCGGCGACACCCCGCGCCACUGCUGCUGCUGCGGCGGGGACCCCUGCGACCACGCCGGCCCGCCGCCUGCGGACGACGCCCCCGCCUGGCAAAGAGGACCUGGCGGCCACCACCCUCCCUGCGAGCGAAGCCAGCCCAGUGCCGGAGAAGACAGCAGCCAGGAAAAAAUCUGUCCGCCUUAAAGUGAUCAAGAAAAAGGUCUUGAAGAAGAAAGCAAAGCCCUCCGUCCAAGAGAGAACGGCCACCAAGGAGUCACAAUGCCCCCCGCUGGGACUGGAGUCUCUCAGAGUUCGGGACUCGCAGCUGCGGGCCUCCAGCAUCAAGCGCUACGGCCUCGGAGCCCACCGGGGGCGCCUCAAUAUACAGUCUGGUAUCCAUGACGGGGAUUUCUAUGACGGUGGCUGGUGUGCUGGGCAGGAGGACAAGGACCAGUGGCUGGAGAUGGAUGCCAGGCGGCCGACACGCUUCACCGGGGUCAUCACGCAAGGGCUGAACUCCAUCUGGACCUACGACUGGGUGACCUCAUAUAAAAUCCAGUUCAGCAACGACACUCAUACGUGGCAACCCUGCAAGAACGGGAGCGAGGAGGUGAUAUUCCCUGGCAACAAAGACCCAGAGACACCGGUCCUCAGCCUGCUCCCUGUCCCAGUGGUGGCUCGUUACAUCCGCAUCAAUCCUCAGACCUGGUUCGAGAAUGGGACCAACUGCCUGAGGAUGGAAGUCCUGGGCUGCAUCUUGCCAGACCCCAACAACAUCUACUUCUGGGACCACGCCCCGGUGACCAGCGAUAAACUGGAUUUCAGACACCACAAUUAUAAAGACAUGAGAAAGCUGAUGAAGAAAGUGAAUGACGCCUGCCCCAACAUCACCCGAGUAUACAGCAUCGGGAAGAGCUAUCGGGGCCUGAAGAUGUACGUCAUGGAGAUUUCGGACAACCCUGGGCAGCACGAAGCAGGGGAGCCGGAGUUCCGCUACGUGGCCGGCAUGCACGGGAACGAGGCCCUGGGCCGAGAGCUGCUGCUCAACCUGAUGGAGUACCUGUGCCACGAGUACCAGCAGGGCAACCCUCGGGUCCUCCGGCUGGUCACCGAGACCCGCAUCCACCUCUUGCCCUCUAUGAACCCGGACGGCUACGAGACGGCCUACAAGCUGGGCUCGGAGCUGUCCGGCUGGGCUAUGGGCCGCUGGACGUACGAAGGCAUCGACCUCAACCACAACUUUGCCGACCUCAACACGGCCCUGUGGGAUGCGGAGGACAACGAGAUGGUGCCCCAUCAGUUCCCCAACCACUACAUCCCCAUCCCAGAGUACUACACCUUUGCCAAUGCCACGGUCGCCCCGGAAACCCGGGCGGUCAUCAACUGGAUGCAACGCUACCCGUUUGUGCUGAGCGCCAACCUGCACGGAGGGGAGCUGGUGGUGACCUACCCCUUUGACAUGACCCGCACCUACUGGAAAGCCCAGGAACUCACGCCCACAGCCGACGACAACGUCUUCCGGUGGCUUGCGACCGUCUACGCCACCUCCAACCUCGCCAUGGUGGAAGACGACCGCCGCCUCUGCCACUACGACGACUUCAUGAAGGAGGGCAACAUCAUCAACGGAGCCAACUGGCACACCGUGCCCGGAAGUAUGAACGACUUCAGUUACCUUCACACAAACUGCUUUGAAAUCACAGUUGAGUUGUCCUGCGACAAGUUUCCCCACGAGUCUGAACUGCCUCGCGAAUGGGAGAACAACAAAGAAUCCUUGCUGGUCUACAUGGAACAGAUCCGGAGGGGCAUUAAAGGCAUUGUCCGAGACAAAGACACAGAAGCCGGCAUUGCAGACGCCAUCAUUGCCGUGGAUGGCAUCAACCAUGACAUCAGGACAGCUUUUGACGGGGAUUACUGGCGCCUGCUAAACCCUGGGGAGUACGAGGUCACCGCUUCAGCCGAGGGCUACCACCCCGUCACCCGGAGCUGCCGGGUCUCUUACGAGGACAACCCCACCAUCUGCGACUUCCGCCUGACCAAGACGCCCAAACAACGGCUGAGGGAGAUCCUGGCCACAGGCGGGAAGAUCCCAAAGGACCUUGUCUUGCGCCUUCGCCAGCUGCGGCUGAAGAAACUGCGCUCUCAGAGGCGGGCCCAGUGAGUGGGGGGGCAGUGAACCGUCUCCAGACUGCCCCUGCACACGGAAAGCGCUGUGGGGCCCCUGCUCUCUCCUCCCUGUCUUUGCCGCUUCCUUCCUGAGCCCCAGGGCUUUUCCCUGUCUUGGUCCUGAUGGGUGCCAUUGGCACAGAGCCCAGUGGUGGUUCCCAGGCUUUAGGGGAGAGAAUAUAUAGUUGUAUAUCAGUCCCAAUAUAUCAGUCCAGAGAGGUGGCUCCAAAACAUCCAGGUCAACUUAUUUUUAUACUUUGCCAGCUUGGCUGGUGUGGCAGUUGACACCCACAAAGUCUCUGAACGCGUCGUGAAAGUGUGCACAUGCGAGGAAGCCCUGCUUUAAGGUGUGCAUUCCUUUCUAGGAAUCCAGAAACAGCGCUGGAGUCCUAGAAAGAGGCCUAAGCCUACUUCUAAAUUCACCCCUGGAAUUGUGGGAACUGGCUGUGGUUACUCAGGGGCUAAUGCAAAACACUGUGCUUGUGCACAGAGAAACUCUUUUCUUUAUUAUAGCUUCACACAUUCCAGGGUGGAGCCCUGGCCUUGCAAACAGAAGUCAGGAUCCAUCCUGGUUGAAAAGAGUGCUGUCUGUUCACAUUACGGUGCCUUGCUCAUUAGUACUGGGCAGUACUGAGUGCAUGCAUUGCAUUCCCAGUGGAGUUGCCUGCGUGUAGAUUUCCACUAUUUUACCAGGAGUGGAUGUCAGGUUCAGGCAAAGUAGGCGGGCAGGGCAGCAGGAUCUGGUUGUCAGGGGGGCACCUGUGCCUUUAAAAGUUGUGCAGAAGGGGAAGUGCCCUUGGGUGUGACUUCUCUCUUCAUUGCCCACUGUGCAGGGAAAAGCGGCACCUGGCAAUAAUGCUCAGUUUUAUGCAACAAUUAAAGGUUGCCAGUCCCUCUCAAGGGAUGAUGAUGAUGAUGAUGAUGAUGAUGAUGAUGAUCUGGCAGGGGAGAUGACGUUCUGCAGGUGGUUGCCUUCACCAAAUCCCCCCUCUGCAACCCUGGGCUAAUGUCCCAGUUGUUCCUUAGACAACAGAGUUUUCUCAGCCUGUCCAUGGCUUCUGACCUCAGUACAGGCCUUCAUCCCAAGAGUACGUCUGCCUAUCAGAUUCGCACACAUAGCCCUGGAUUUCCUUCACCUCCUUCGGGGAUUCUCGAAUGCAAAUCCACAGACAUUGUUGGGCUACAACUCCCAUCAUCCCCCUAGACACAAUGGUCAAAGGCUGGAUGGUGGGAGUUGCUCCAACAUCCAGGGACCCAAGGCUGAGUCCUUCAACACAAUUGAUAAGGAUAAGGCCCGCCAGAAGCCCAGGCCUUGCCACCUCCAUGGCUUCCUUCCCACCUCUGGGAAACUCUUUUUGGAACACUGAGCCCACUAAGACAAGGAUUCUCCAAGUUGGGUCCGCAGGUGGCAUUGGACUACA